AUGUAUCAUACAAUUCAUUCAUUUAUUCAUUUAUUCAUUCUUUCUUUGCAAUUAUAUCUCAUUAGCUUCUUUUUAUUUGUUUUCUUUCAUAAAUUAAUUUCUUCUCGUCCAGUUCGUUGUUUCUUUAUUCCUUUCUUUUUUCUUUGUUUGUUUCUUUUUUGUUUGUUUGCUUCUUUUUUCUUUGUUUGUUUGCUUUUCUUUCUUUCUUUUUUUAAAAAAUUAAUAUUUCGUUCAAUUCUUUCAUGUUUUCCUUUCUUACCAACUAAUCUCUCAAUAUUUUUUUCUCUCUUUCUUUCUUUCUUUCUUUCUUUCUUUCUCUUUCUUUCUUUCUUUCUUUCUCACAAAAAUCCCCCCUCUUUCAGAUUUGUCUUUGUUUCUUUGUUUUUUUCUUUCUAUUCUCCCCACUUACUCUCUGAUACCAUUCAAUUUCCUCUGUCUACUCUAAUUCAUUCAAUCUCCCUCUCUCUUUCUCUUUCUCUCUCUUUCUCUCUUCGCGCUCUUUACUCACCAUAA
This is a messenger RNA of Acanthosepion pharaonis, 513 nucleotides long. The record is from the annotation of a GenBank genome assembly. NCBI's taxonomy places the organism in Eukaryota, Metazoa, Mollusca, Cephalopoda, Sepiida, Sepiidae.